AUGGCUCCCUUGACGAGAGCUACGGGCCCGACCGGCUCCGCCGGCUUUGCCCCCGUUAAUUCUUCUCAGCCAUUUCCUUCGAACGGACACGAGGUUAUCGAGCUCGAUGACGACAGCGAUGAAGACGAUGAUCAAGCUAUGGACGAGGAUGAGGAUCUAGACACUAAUGAGGAGUAUGAGGAGGAUGACGAAGGGGAGGAAGAUGAAGACGAAGAAAUGGAUGAGACCGAGGACGGAGAGGACGAGUCACAGGACGACUACGGCGAUGAGACAAACGGCUUGAAUGGCAGUGAAUCGCCUUUGAAUUUGGCUCCCGCCCCGAAUGGUCACAAAACCCUGAACGCCCCCGCUCCCGAACUGUUUACAUCUGCUGGUGCGCAAGAAGCGCUACACCCCCUUCGCCGCACAGCCGACCGGGUAACGCGUCAAAUCGAGGCUUUCGCGGACAAGUUAGAUCGGUUCAAGCAACAGGGCAGUCGCGCCGAUGAAUUCGGAAGUUAUCAAGCUGCGUACCAGCUCGUGAAGAACUACCAAACCAUCGCGCAGGACGCCAUCAACGACAUCUCCAAGCAGAGCACCGUGCGACGCGCCAAACUGGGCUGGAACUCGAAUCGAGCCAACGGAUCCGCGCAUGACCCCAAGACCGAGGAGGAAUUGCAACGUCUUCACUUGGAAGCAAACACCUGGCAGCUUUUGCUCAAUCUCAUCAGCGUCAAUGACCCCCCCAGCAUAGCUAGUGCCAAGCAAGCCCAGGAGACCGCCUUCCAAAAACUCCACCGCUAUUCGUCCGAUCGCGAAAUCUGGGAGCAGUUCCUGGAUGCAGACCACUACGCGCUAGAAUGUGUGAUCAUUAUGAAAUGGUUGGAGCUUACCGCGAAAACCUCGGCUCAGGAUAUCGACUCGGUCAUGGCUGAGCUGGAGAAACAGGCCGAAAGGGGAGAAGGGCUAUGGACUCAUGGCUGGCUCUACACGAAGGAGGCCAUCAAGGGCCAGAAGCGGCUUAGGGCCUGGCCACAGCCCCUUGAACCCAACGAUCCCGGAAUCGCAACGUCUCUCCUAAACUCCGAGAAAACGGAACCCCUGAUCACGCAGUUGGACCCCGAUGCCAUCACUCGCCAGAAGCACGGCCUCCAAAAGCAGGACCAGUUCCAUGAGCGCGCCACGUGGAUGGCUUGCUGGAAGAUGCUCAGACAGGGGGAGGACUGGACUCGGAUCCGUGAGUGGGCACACGCACGCCUGGAGAAUUGGCGGGCAGUCAGCUUGUGUGGAUCCAGCGUGGAUAAAAAGGCGCAUGGCGAACGAACGCCGGUCGAUGAUAGUGCUACGCGCAUGAUGAAUUUCCGAUCGCAGAACACCUGGCGGGCGGCUUGCUCUGCGCUUGCUCGCAACCAGCACGCCGAGGAUUUCGAGCGGGCCGUUUACGGGCUUCUUAGCGGCGAGACGGACGCAGCCUUUAAAGUUAGUCAAAACUGGGAUGACUACAUCUACGUUUACUUCAACAAGGUCGUGCUCUCUCGCUACCAAGGGUUCUGCAAACAAUUUCAGCGAAAGCUGACCUACUCGCCCACAACUCCCGUGGCAUUUGUACCCGAACCGGCCGGCUACGCAGACGUGCACAAGUUCGUCUUGUACACCAAGGGCAACGAACGCGUCGGAGUCGAGGCGCGCAACCCGUAUCGCACCAUCCAGGCUGCGAUUAUCAGCAAAGGAUAUGAUAAUUUCUUCCAUUCCCUGGCCAAGGCAGUCUCGCAGGCGGCGACGACUAAGACAGAGCUAACGACCUUCGUCCCCGACUUGUCACCGAGUAAUGUUGAAGACUCCCUUCUCAUUGCGGCCGAAGAUGGCGACGCUCUGCGCAUUGCCACCCAUCUCUACGUCAUUGCCAACUCCCUCGGAAACGUCCGCACGGAUACUCAGUUUUCCGACGUCGCUGCCGUGAAUGUGAUCGGGUACAUCGCCAACCUCGAGGAGGCAGGCCUUGUGGAUCUUAUACCCUCCUAUGCAUCUUUGUUACCGAGAAACAUGGCACACUCCGUUCUUGGGCAGGUCUUGAUUGAGAUUGUCGACCCGCAAGAAAGGAAAUUACUCGUCAGACUCAUGGACAAGCACGCUAUUGACAUUGAAUCUGUGCUCCAAGACCAAUGGAACUGGAUCAGCGACAGCGUUUCUUCUGUGGAGCAUCAAAGGUCUCGCAAGACCUACCCCAAGGUGGUCAUUCGAAAGGAUGGAGUCCGCGAGCUCGCCCCUGUCAAGAAAGAUCUCAUCGGAACCGACCUCUCCGGUGCCGACGAGCGAAUUAUUCGCAGUCUCGAGUGGCUCCGUUAUGUUGAUGGACAAUGGGGCAGGAUCUGCCACCUUGGUGCUCAGCUUUACAAGCAAUUCUAUCUUAGUGGUAAAUUUGCCGCUGCUCGAGAGCUGAGUCACCGCAUGGGAUUGUCUGAUGUGUCGCGCGAACUCUUUGGAUUUGACGUCACCGAAUUCCCAGUAAACAUCGUUGAUGGUUUGGAGUCCUCUGUUAUCGAGCCCUCCAGCCCGACCAAGAGAUUGUUCGGGUCUCACCGACGCAGUCGGUCUGCCACCAAUGGGGUUCCAUCGAGCGGCGAGACCAAUAUACUCAUUCAACAGUCGCGACUCAUGCGGGAAUUGGAAGAAUUGGUUCUUGGCUUUGAAGCCCUGGAGGCCUUUGCCAUUACGUAUGACAAGAUUGAUAAGACCAAACAUCGACGCGACUCUGGCACCAUCCAUGAUUUGCGAGAGGCGCUUCAAGAAGCUUUAGAUGAAAUAGCAGUGCACGUUGAUGCGGUGUUGGAUGAAUGGUUAACCAUUGCUGCGGAUGAGAAUGAACAAGCUCAGCUAGAGGAGAUCCGGAACACUUACAUUCCGGAACUGUUCCUUGAUUACCAUGCUGCUCUCUAUUACUCCGCACGUGUCCUUACUAGCGAUAACCUGGUGCAAUGCAUGAAUCUAGGAAUCCAGCUAGCCGAAAACGAGUUCUUAACCCGCUGCUUUGUUACGUCCCGCCGGAUGAGGGAGCUAGUCGAAGCUCUGGCUCUCUCCAGCAAAGCUAUGGUCAACACAGGAGCGGACCCUGGAAAGAAACUCCUGGGUGGUGAAUCGUUGGGACUUUGGAACGUCACUGUACCCGAAGACGGGAAUCUCCCCGGGUCAGACUGA
Molecule: messenger RNA, 3174 nt
Organism: Aspergillus melleus
Lineage: Eukaryota; Fungi; Ascomycota; Eurotiomycetes; Eurotiales; Aspergillaceae
Gene: NUP84
Product: nucleoporin Nup84/Nup107 family protein
Exons: 6
Coding region: 1-3174 (1057 amino acids)
Biological process (GO): regulation of DNA-templated transcription; post-transcriptional tethering of RNA polymerase II gene DNA at nuclear periphery; mRNA export from nucleus
Cellular component (GO): nuclear pore; nuclear pore outer ring
Molecular function (GO): structural constituent of nuclear pore
Source: RefSeq, a predicted model, not a curated record